Messenger RNA from Galeopterus variegatus (Sunda flying lemur), 1578 nucleotides. RefSeq names its product copine VII (gene CPNE7). Lineage: Eukaryota; Metazoa; Chordata; Mammalia; Dermoptera; Cynocephalidae. Gene Ontology annotation, molecular function: calcium-dependent phospholipid binding. The record is from RefSeq and is a predicted model, not a curated record. Gene Ontology annotation, biological process: cellular response to calcium ion. Gene Ontology annotation, cellular component: plasma membrane.
AUGAGGCGCGCCCCGCGUGCCAUCCCGCCGUCCGACCGCGAGGGGGCGCUGCGCGCCGCGUCCCGCGCGGGGUCGAGCCCCGAGCUCCCCGGUCUUCCUGCCCUCUUCACCUUAACUCCUUCUCUCCUGCACGUCCCUUCCCGGGACCUCCCUACCCCCGCCCCACGGCUUCCGGCCAGGCCUUGCCCCCCGCUGUCCCCUUCCUCUGACCCCUCCUCUGUCUCCUCUGCCCCCCUCCAAGGCCUUGUCCCCUCCUCUGUUCCCCUCCUCUACCCCCUCCUCUGUCCCCCUCCCCGCGUGGAGGUGGGCAGAACCGAGGUGGUCCGGAGCGGCCUGCGCCCCGUGUUCUCCAAGGUCUUCACGGUUGAUUACUAUUCCGAGGAGGUGCAGAAACUGCGCUUUGAAGUGUAUGACAGCCAUGGGCCCAGCAGCCUCAGCUGUGAGGACGACGACUUCCUGUGGGGCCUGGAGUGCACCUUGGGGCUGGUGGUAAAGGACAACCUCAGCCCCGUGUGGGAGCCCUUCAAGGUGUCACUGAACUCCCUGUGCAGCUGCUAGGAGACGCGGCCUCUGAAGUGCCUCGUCUGGGACUGCGACUCCCGGGGAAAGCACGACUUCAUUGGAGAGUUUUCCACCACCUUCGAGGAGUUACAGGAAGCCUUCGCGGAGCACCGGGCACAGUGGGACUGUGUGAACACCAAGUACAAGCAGAGGAAACGCAACUACAGGAACUCCGGGGUGGUCGCCCUAGUGGGCCUGAAGCUCCACAGGGUCUAUUCCUUUCUGGUCUACAUCAUGGGCGGCUGCCGGAUCCACUUCACCGUGGCCAUCGACUUCACGGCCUCCAAUGGAGACCAGAACAGCUGCUCCCUGCACUGCAUCAACCCCUACCAGCCCAACGAGUACCUGAAGGCGCUGGUGGCCAUGGGCGAGAUCUGCCAGGACGAUGACAGUGAGCGGGGCCGCCUCUCUUCCAAUGACAAGAGAUUUUCUGCUUUGGGGUUUGGAGCCCGGAUCCCUCCCAAGUAUGCCCUGUCUUGUCUCACCCACGUAUCCCAUGACUUUGCCAUCAGCUUUAACCCUGAGGGUGAUGAGUGUGAAGGAAUCCAGGGCGUGGUGGAGGCCUACCAGAACUGCCUGCCCAGCGUCUAGCUCUAUGGCCCUACCAUCGUGGUACCCGUGAUCUGCAAGGUGGCCCGCGUGGCAGAGGCUGAGGAGCACACUGGGGAGGCCUCUCGAUACCACAUCCUGCUGAUCCUGGCGGACGGCGUGGUGACCAACGUGCCGGUGUCCGUCGUCAUCGUGGGGGUGGGCAACGCCGACUUCACCGACAUGUGGAUCCUCGACGGGGACGACGGGGUCCUGCGCUCCCCCAGGGGCGAGCCCGCGCGCCGCGACAUCGUGCAGUUCGUGCCCUUCCGCGACUUCGAGAGCAUGAGUGUGUCCCCCGCGGCGCUGGCCAAGUGCGUGCUGGCUGAGGUGCCCAGGCAGGUCGGGGAGUCCUACAGCCGCAAGGACCUGCCACCACGCAGCCUUGGUGACCACGCCCAAUUGGCCCGCCCGGGCUCGGCCCUGUGA